Messenger RNA from Amoebophrya sp. A120, 2547 nucleotides. The record is from the annotation of a GenBank genome assembly. NCBI's taxonomy places the organism in Eukaryota, Dinophyceae, Syndiniales, Amoebophryaceae.
AGUUACCCAACAUAAUUUAUCACGGUUCUCCAUUUCACCGACGUAAGUUUACCUUCCCAUUGAUUAAAAUUCGCAUUCUGAUUUCUUGUAUGUGCAACCACGCAGUGAAAACCACUGUGCAAAAAGAAGAAUGAACGUGUCGCAUCCGUUGGUGGGCUCCUUUCUACACCCCCGGGUCUUCCGAUAAUUUCACGGAGAAGGCCAUUAUCCUGGCGUGGAAAGCAGCAUCCACCAUAUUUCGACCAGAUGCUGUUGCAGCUGCUUUCGGAUGUGAGCGGCAUUCGAGUAGUAGCCCGAAAGGACAGCCGCAUUCCCCGGGUAGAACUUGAUUGGAUCCGGUUCUGUACCUUCAGCGUCUCCGUUGCCGGUACCUGCUGGCUCGUCACGAAGCUGUACGAGCUGCAGAUCAAGCACCACCACGACAGAAAUGCAAAGGUUCCUCGCGCCGUGGCGGAUGCACCGACAGCUGUCGUCACACGACAGGGAGGUGCAGUUGCACCCACCGCGACACCCCCGGCGCUUCCAAUAGGCCAAGAACAAUCUCUUGCAACACCAGGUACUUUCGACAGCAGGAGCAACGGCGACAGCGUCGAAACGACACCCCAGCCGCUGGUGCGCACGUAUUCCGUGGGCGUCGAUCACUUGAUGGUACCGUUGUCGCAGUUUUUGGAUCUAGUCAAAAACCGCGCCGUGACCGCGGUGGCGUACCAAACGGGUUUUGAUGCAGCCGGAGCACCGGGCGGGCAACCGCGACAACAGCAGCUCACGUUCGAGGUCAGCAGCGACGCCAGUAGGGCAGUGCUGUCAGACUUUUCACGCUGCCCGCCCGUGACGACAAACGAAAUGGGUGCUACUAAAACCGCCACUUCCGCGACCUUCUCGACAACCUUGGUCCCUGGCAGCGAAACGGCGGUAUUUACCGCCAUCCAGCAGGCCGGAAUACCGCACGCGGUGGUGCCGGCCGGGAUAGCUGCGCAGUCGAGAAUGUUGGGCUCCUACAAAAACGACCACAUGGGCACUGGUACAUCCGCCGAUAGCGCAGCUGCAACGCUUGCUCCUCAGCAUCAUGCCGGCGGAAGCUACAGCUCGUCGCACGGAGGUGGUAUGGCCGCCGCGACACGGCACGGCAAGAACCGGGACAUCGUGGCCGCCCUGACUGUGGACUUGAUCACGCUAGCGGUGACGCUGGCCUUCUGCUACUGGUACUACGACUACAACCCUUUCAACAGCUCUGGCUCCUCCUCCGACAAUGUGUGGAACAAGGUUAUGUCUGCAGACGCGAAGGACGGCGGUGCAUCCACCAUGGUGCGGUUCCAGGACGUCGCGGGGUUCCGCAAGCAGAAGCAAGAGCUGCAGGAGGUGAUCGCCUACAUUAAGAACCCUGCUUCUUUCCACAUGCUCGGCGCCGUGCCGCCGCUCGGGACGCUGCUCGUGGGCCCGCCGGGGUGCGGCAAGACGCUGCUGGCGCGGGCGGUCGCGACGGAGGCCGGUGUACCCUUUUUCCACGCCAGCGCGAGCAGCUUCGUGGAGAAAUACGUGGGCAUCGGGGCGGCGCGGGUGCGGAAAUUCUUCCAGAACGCGCAGAACUACCCGGCCAGCAUCCUCUUCCUCGACGAGCUAGAGGCGGUUGGGAGUCGGGACGACCAGCUGGGCAGCGGCGAAUACUGCCAGACCAUUUCCCAGUUGCUCGUCGAGCUCGACGGGAUGCACCUGAAGCGCACUUCUUCUACCAACAAGAAUGGGACAGAACAACAACUUCCAGCGCAAAAUCCAAACGCUGACGGCCAGAUGAUCGGCGACGCGACCAAAGACAGCUCAGGUUCUUCUGAGACCACGACCACUUCUGUAGCCGUUGAUAAGAACGCUCAUUUCUUCGUGUUUCUCGCGGCCACGAAUCGGUACCACACCCUGGAUCCCGCGCUGCUGCGGCCCGGGAGGCUCGACCGCGUGGUGCGCAUCAAGUACCCGUCGCAGACCACACGCGCCGAGUGCGUCCGCAUCCACGCGCAGGGGAAGCUGAUGGACCCGAAAUUGCCCGCUAAUUACACGGACGUGUUCGCGCGCCAGUGUCGGGGGCGGUCCUGCGCCGAGAUCGCGCACGUGCUCAACGAGGCGGCGUUGCUCGCGGCCCGGCGCCGCAGCAGUUGUGUCGCCUGGACGGACUUGCUUGCCGCGCUUCAGCAGUGUGUGCGGCGAAAUCGGGACUUCGAGCAGGUGGGCGUCAGCAGCGACGAAGAGGACGACGUCCCGUUCGAGGAUACCGCCGAGGAGGUGCCAGAUUCCCGGUCUGGGCAACGCGCGACGCCGCUAUCAACCUUCCUUAGCACGCCGCCGGUGGAGGGGGACGGCGGGCUCAACGGCGGCCCGGCAGAGGGUCCUCCGAGCGGACGCGGUGCGGGGCCCAGGAGAGGUGGAAGUCUAGGGGGAAGCGGCAAUCGUGGCGGGAACAAUCCCGACGCCAUGCGCCUCCUCGGCCAACUCCUCAUCGAUUCCGCGAACGCAGGGGAGCGCGUGAUAAAUCCGACGAUCUUAAACAGCAAACAGUGA